UCUCGAGCCGUUCCCGUUCGUUCGAAUCGGAUGCAUGGAGCACUGUAUGUACACCAGCGCUAUCGCGAUCUCACGGUAGUGUUGUGUACACAUCUAACACCGAUCCGCUUGCUAUGAUUGCUGGAUAACUAAUCUCUUGUGGGUUGCUAUUUUCACAACGCAACGUGCGGUUCUCACUUCAGUAUGUGUUUCGAUCUCUACGCGUUUAUUUGGAACCUGACGGAGUGGGUCAGCUGUAGAAAAAGAAGGUGCAAUUUAGCCAGCCAGAAAGAAGUGUCGUGAAAGUGAAUGCGAAUAAUCGUCAUUGCACUGGGCGUAAACUGUUGACGUGUAGAUUUCUUAGUGGAUUUCCCAAUUUCGAAUCGCAAGCUGAGGCGCUUGAUACGAGAUCGAUGUGAAUUAAGAGUUCAUUGAUUUAGUGUGGUAAAGUGAUUCGAAGACAUCAUAUCGUAGAUAUAACUCGAUGAAGUAAUUAAACCAGUGAAUGAAUCCAGCGCAAGUCGUAUUGAAUAACAAUUUUUUGUCGAGCUUAGUAUAAAUAAAAAACAGUCUGUCGGGUCGAGCAGCAACAAAUGUAUGCAGCGACAAUGUCAGUGUCAAUGGCAUCGAAAAGGCGCAGAAUAUCUUCCGGUCAUUUGCAUCAGUUCCAGUGGUUUAUUCUAAGUUUUGUAGCUCUGCUCAGUGUGGUGAACUAUACAACCAGUGGUUACUUUUAUAACGAUGGAGAUGAUUCCAGUAAAGAUAGAUUUUGUUUUUGUCAGCUUCAGGGAACGAUUGACGAUUGCAGCUGCAACGUGGACACCGUGGACUUUUACAACAAUGUCAAGAUCUUCCCCCGGUUGCGCAGUCUUCUAGUCAAGGACUUCUUUCGCUACUACAAAGUGAAUCUCAUGAAAGAAUGCCCGUUCUGGGUGGACGACAGCAAGUGCGCUAUGCGGUUCUGCCACGUGGAACAAUGCGAAGAAAAAGAUAUCCCACCGGGACUGAAGGGGGACGUGUCUUCUUAUCGCAAGUACCUCAAGGAAGUUCAAACAUUGACGAAUUGUAACGAAGACCUGGACGUGGAGUUAGGUUUUCUGAAUACAAGCAUCAGUGACAAUGCACAUAAGGAAUUCAAGAAAUGGGCCGAUUAUGAUGAAGCUCAGGAUAACUUCUGCAUAUCGGAUGAUCACGAACCGGGAGCGGAAUAUGUGGACCUGUUAUUAAAUCCGGAACGAUAUACGGGAUAUCGAGGGGAAUCGGCUAGGAGAAUAUGGAGCAGCAUUUAUUUGGAAAACUGUUUUCAAUCUCACUCAAUCCGGCGGAAGAAUCCAUACGCCGCAAUGAUCCCAUACCAUGACAUGACGCAAAACGAAGUUUGCCUCGAGCAUCGCGUUUUCUACCGAAUGAUCUCUGGUCUGCAUUCCAGUAUCAACAUCCACCUCUCGGCCAACUAUCUUCUGUCGGAAAAAUCGUCCAUGGGCUUCGUGUCCCCUACCGGAAUAUGGGGUGCCAAUAUGGAGGAAUUCGAACGCCGAUUCAGUCCGCAGACGACGGACAACGAAGGUCAACACUGGUUGCGGAAUCUGUACUUUGCAUAUCUUGUUGAGCUGAGAGCCUUGGCCAAAGCCGCUCCGUACCUUCGCAAUGAGGAAUAUUUCACCGGUCGUGAAAAAGAGGAUCGCGAACUUAGGGUCGCCGUGAAAGAUCUGCUAAACGUGAUCGAGAGCUUCCCAUCGCAUUUCAACGAAUCCGUUAUGUUCAGCGGCGGUACGUCUUCGGUGAAGGUGAAGAAUGAAUUCCGAGAGAAGUUUAUGAACAUUUCUAAGAUUAUGGAUUGCGUUGGUUGUGAUAAGUGUCGAUUGUGGGGUAAAUUGCAGGUUCAAGGAAUGGGAACAGCCCUAAAAAUACUGUUCUCUGGAAAGUUUGAUGAUCAGCUAGAUAACAGUUUACAGACAAAACUGAAGCCAGAACAUUCCCAGUUCAAACUCAAAAGAGCGGAGAUAGUAGCAUUGCUCAAUGCAUUUGGAAGACUUUCAACGAGUAUACACGAGCUGGAAGAGUUCAGGCAGCGAAUGCGGUGAAAAGCUUUACAAAAAUCCCUCAUCUAGUUAUAUAUUAAUCAUUUACCAGACUGGCAGUGAACCGAAUACAGUGAUACAGGUGCUUAAACGAUAAAAUCCAGCUAUAUUAUACCCUAGUGGUCCAUUGAAAGAGUGUGUCCGGCAAUCAUUAACGCUCAAGUGUCACAUUGUGGGAAUCACGAAUGACAACGCAUUAUAAUCAUGUCAAGUGCGUCAUGGCGCUUCGUGUUCUAGUAUAAAUGUGCGGGUUCUAACUUAAACAUUAGUAAUUGACGUGUGUAAUUAUUGUUAAACAGAGAGAAUGAAUGCAUGUAUGUAAUUUAUACAAAAGACAGAUAUUAAUGAUUUUGUAAAUAAAUUGUUCCUUUUUAUGAUAAUGA
Armigeres subalbatus is the source of this 2443-nucleotide messenger RNA. It is a transcript of the gene Ero1L, whose product is annotated as ero1-like protein. The transcript is spliced from 6 exons. Lineage: Eukaryota; Metazoa; Arthropoda; Insecta; Diptera; Culicidae. Bases 573 to 2063 code for a protein of 496 amino acids. Gene Ontology annotation, molecular function: thiol oxidase activity; protein-disulfide reductase activity; FAD binding. Gene Ontology annotation, biological process: protein folding in endoplasmic reticulum. The record is from RefSeq and is a predicted model, not a curated record. Gene Ontology annotation, cellular component: endoplasmic reticulum; endoplasmic reticulum membrane.